CUUUUUUCAAUCCAGAUUAAGAUGCCAACAUAUUAAAAACUUACGGUUCAGUUCAUAUGCUUGAUCAGCACAGCUCUCUACACAUUUCUUUAAUCACUAAGUUUGGGUUAUCCGAAAUUAAAAUCAAAGUUCAAAACUCAAAAUUUUCAGAAAAAAGUCUUCAAAUUCUUCAGGCCAAGAAAAGGAGAAGGUGGUUAAUCCAACUCUCAUAGGAUAAAAAAAUGGAAUCAGAACCCGUAAAUGUAAAAGAGUUCCAAGAAUUGGCUAAGCAAGUUCUCCCAAAAAUGUACUAUGAUUACUAUGCAGGAGGAGCUGAGGACCAGUACACACUGAAGCAGAAUGUAGAAGCAUUUCAAAGAAUCACGAUACGACCUAGAAUUCUUGUAGAUGUUAGUAGAAUAGAUAUGUCAACUACUGUUUUGGGCCACGAAAUCUCAGCCCCUAUAAUGGUUGCUCCAACGGCAAUGCAUCAGUUAGCGCACUCUGAAGGAGAGGUUGCCACAGCCAGAGGAGCCGCAGCAUGCAACACCAUAAUGAUUCUAUCUUACAAUUCUACCUGCACUGUGGAGGAGGUUGCUUCCAGCUGCAAUGCUGUUCGCUUCUUUCAAUUAUAUGUUUUUAAGAGAAGAGAUAUAUCAGCUCAGCUAGUUCAGAGAGCUGAAAAAAGUGGAUUCAAAGCUGUUGUUCUUACAGUUGAUGCUCCUAGGCUUGGUCGAAGGGAGGCAGACAUAAAGAAUAAAAUGGUUGCACCUCAGUUGAAGAAUUUUGAAGGUCUUUUAUCGACUGCAGUAAACUCUAAUGAUGGUUCAGGUCUAGAAGCUUAUGCAAAUGAGACAUUUGAUUCUUCUCUCUGUUGGGAGGUCAUAGGAUGGUUAAGAUCUAUUACAAGCUUGCCAAUUUUGGUCAAAGGGGUACUCACUCAUGAAGAUGCAAGAAUGGCUGUGGAAGCAGGUGUUGAUGGGAUUGUUGUCUCUAAUCAUGGAGCUCGACAGCUAGAUUACAGUCCUGCCACUAUAUCUGUCCUUGAAGAGGUAGUUCAUGCUGUUGGAGGAAAAGUUCCUGUUCUUUUUGAUGGAGGAAUUCGGCGAGGAACAGAUGUCUUCAAAGCAUUAGCGCUUGGUGCACAAGCUGUUGGAAGGCCGGUUGUAUAUGGUCUUGCAGCAAAGGGGGAAUAUGGGGUGAGACGUGUACUUGAAAUGCUGAAAGACGAGCUCGAGCUCACCAUGGCUCUUUCUGGCUGUCCUAGACUUCAAGAUAUCACAAGGAGGCAUGUGAGGACAGAGCAAGAGAGACUCCACUCAAUGCUUUAAAUUUUUUUUUUUUUUUUUUUUUUUUUUGGGUCCCCUAGGAGAAUUGCAAAUUUAUAAGGGCAAAGAAGUUAAAGACCAUAUGCAAGACUGAAACUAGCUUGAAUUUGUUUACAACUGAACCUGCAAAAGAUAUUGGCUUCAGUACAUUUUCCAGUAAAAUAAUUGCGAAUUUAUUAUUAGUCA
Molecule: messenger RNA, 1493 nt
Organism: Ziziphus jujuba (common jujube)
Lineage: Eukaryota; Viridiplantae; Streptophyta; Magnoliopsida; Rosales; Rhamnaceae
Product: peroxisomal (S)-2-hydroxyacid oxidase GLO4-like
Exons: 12
Coding region: 222-1310 (362 amino acids)
Molecular function (GO): oxidoreductase activity; FMN binding
Source: RefSeq, a predicted model, not a curated record